Molecule: messenger RNA, 990 nt
Organism: Penicilliopsis zonata CBS 506.65
Lineage: Eukaryota; Fungi; Ascomycota; Eurotiomycetes; Eurotiales; Aspergillaceae
Exons: 4
Coding region: 1-990 (329 amino acids)
Source: RefSeq, a predicted model, not a curated record
AUGUCAUUUGGUCAUGGAGGUGCUUCUGCGCCUGGCGAUGGAAUGGACGAGUUCUUGAGGGAUCUGCAAACAUCCUGGGGUGGUGUUCCAGCAUCUUCUUACGUGGGCGUCAGCCUUCCGUACUGCACGGGUGCAUUUCCUUCUACCUCUGUCUUGACGCCGAUCAGUCUUCCAGAUAGUUCCUUUGUCAAUGCCCGGCCCAGUCCUGUUUUAAGUCACCACUCUCAGGACUACCAAUUCCAACAUAUCAAUGAACCGGCAGCGCCCCUCGGGCUGGGCAUCACCGCUCCGCUCCCCAGUGAUUUCCCCAGGACCGUGACCGCUGGCUUGAGCUUCUCACAGGAACGUAUCGAGUUCGCAUCAAAUGAAAUUGCGCCUGAAUAUGCCCAAUCGCCUCCGGCCAAGCGAGUCAAAAGAACCACAGCGAGAGAGGCACCGAUCUCAAUCCUUCCACAUCCGGAAGGACUCCAGCGUCUAGAACAACAACGGCGACAAAUCCAGACACGAAAGCAGCAAACGCCACGUCCGCGGGCCCCAGGGCGAAACCGCAGAGACCCCCAGGCGGAAGAAGAAGAUGCCUUUGUUGAGAACCUACGUGAGCAGAACAAGGCCUGGAAAGUCAUCCGGGAGAUGUUCUGCGAGAAGUUCAAGAAGGAUGCGACUGAGGCCCGGUUGCAAAUGCGUAUGCUUCGCAGAAGGAAGGACCGUGAAGCCCGGUGGGAUGAGCAUGAUACCCGGGUGCUCAUGGAAGCCCGUGAUUAUUGGGAAAGCGAGAAGUACGAGUUUAUUGCGCAGAAGAUGAGAAACUUGGGUGCUAGGCAACCCUAUACUGCGCAACAAUGUGAAGCCAAACUCCGGCAUCUGGAUGCUAGACAAAACCACGAGCGUUUAGAUGUAUCGCUGCCUCAGAUACACGAUUCUCCACGUCGAAGAAAGCGAGUUCUCCUCCCCCCAAUCAUCCGAAGCCCAACAGGCAGAGCGGAAAUCUAG